Trichomonas vaginalis G3 is the source of this 805-nucleotide messenger RNA. RefSeq names its product protein of unknown function, DUF4106 family. The annotation marks the transcript as partial. The record is from RefSeq and is a predicted model, not a curated record. NCBI's taxonomy places the organism in Eukaryota, Parabasalia, Trichomonadida, Trichomonadidae. The transcript has a single exon.
ACGUCAUUCGCCGAAUUUUGCAAAGACAAAGUUGACUUAGACUUUGGUUUCUCAAACUUCAACAAUGAAGUAAACUAUUAUUUCAAUGCUGCUGGAACUGCUUGGGACCCAGUUAAGUUUACAUGCGAAAAAUUUGAAUGCAAGAGAAUAGAAAGCAGACUUGCAGUCUAUAUGUUGGACCCAGAUAUUUCAAAUGCUUUAGCUGCCAAAUAUAUUGCAGUUCCACUUAUGUUCCCUAUACACCAAAUAUCUGUCAAAGACUUUGCAGGUGAAGUUGGAAACCAAAAUCCAGGAGCCGCAGGUGCAAGAACAGAUAUUGCUUUAACAACUGCAAUGAAACAUGCAGAUACUAUGUUUGUACUGUUCAGACGAACUAUAAAUGACUAUUCUUGUUUCUACAACCCCGGUAUUAAAUAUCAUAUAAACAUAGAUGGCAAAUAUUAUCCAAGAGAAGAAUAUUCUACAGUUGAGGAUAUGAGGUCAUACAACUUGACAUUAGAUGCUAUGAACUUUAACAACAACUUCACAACAACCAUUAACCCUGAAAUGCAAAGUUCUAUUAUGCCAUAUGUGAAAGUAUGGACUCAUACAGGAGGUCAAAAAACUCAAUAUACAAAUGGAGACCGUUCAAACUUUUGGCUUGGCAUUCCAUUUGCUGACUCAGAAGACUUUAUGGGUGGUAUUUCAACUGUUGGUACUGUACAAAUACAAUAUACUGGUGACAGAGACGGUCCAGAUGAAUUGAAAGCAAAGAAGUUUACAAAACCAAUAGCACUUUUUCACGGAGAUGCUCUUUUGAAGAUUC